Prunus persica (peach) is the source of this 1953-nucleotide messenger RNA. Its product is annotated as rho GTPase-activating protein 3. The record is from RefSeq and is a predicted model, not a curated record. The transcript has 5 exons. Gene Ontology annotation, biological process: signal transduction. NCBI's taxonomy places the organism in Eukaryota, Viridiplantae, Streptophyta, Magnoliopsida, Rosales, Rosaceae. Gene Ontology annotation, molecular function: GTPase activator activity. Bases 442 to 1953 code for a protein of 503 amino acids.
UCUCAUAUCUGGUUGUCUCGUAGUCAUUUGUCACCUCUCUCUCUCUCUCUCUCUCUCUCUUCUCUCUCUCUCUCAAAGCUCAAAUACGCAAGAAAAAUAAGAGAUGCAAAUCACUCGAACAAGAAGAAAAAGCAAAAAGUCUCAAUCACCCUCACCACCACCACACCCUCCCUCUUCAACUUUCAACCCAAAACCCAAUAAUAAUCACUCAUCCCCCUCUUCCAAGCAACCCUCUUUCCACCUCUUAGUCACCACCAAACCCACCUCUCCUCCUCCUCACCCUCUCUCUAAAUACCCAACCCCCAUUUCAUUUUUAUAUUCUACGAACACACACUCUCUCUGUUGUCUUUUAACUUUCACUCUGUUUUAGACUUUAGGCUUUUAUUAUCACACAUUAGUUGUUGGGUUCAUUGGUUUUAUUAUUUUAGUUUAGAAAGCAGAAUGGCCCGGCUCUUCCGAUCCAAAUCUUGCCAUCUCGUUGGACUCACUGAGUUCAACAUUGCCCCUCCGAGCCCAUUUUCCCACCACCAUAACAACAAAGACGUUGAUGGAGAAGAUGAAGAAGAAGAAGAAGAAGAGGAAGAGGAGAUGGAAGAGCUGGAAUAUGAGGACUUGGGUUAUGAAGAUGAGGUUCAAAACAAUCCCAUGUCGGCCCCAUUUCUUUAUCCCACAAGUAGAGCCCAUGGGAGCAAUAAAGGUCGAGACUUUCAUGCUCAUAAUGGUCACCAGCAGCAAAACCAGUUUGCUGUACUGGACAUUUUGGUGGCUGCUCUGAGGAAGUCUUUGAUAACUUGCAGUGUGGAGAGGGAUGACGUGGCUUCCUCUAUCGAUAUCAGUUCUCCUACUGAGGUGAGGCAUGUUUCGCAUGUCACAUUUGACAGGUUUAAUGGGUUUCUGGGUUUGCCCACUGAGCUUGAGCCUGAGGUCCCCAGGAAGGCGCCUAGUGCCAGUGCAAGUGUGUUUGGAGUCUCUGCCAAGUCAAUGCAGUGUUCUUAUGAUAAUAAAGGAAACAGUGUGCCUACAAUACUUCUUAUGAUGCAAAAGCGAUUGUAUUCAGGAGGAGGCCUUAAAGCAGAAGGAAUAUUCAGAAUAAAUGCUGAAAAUGGCCAGGAAGAGCGUGUUCGGGACCAAUUGAACAAAGGUGUAGUCCCGCAUGGAAUUGAUGUUCAUUGUUUGGCAGGUUUGAUAAAGGCAUGGUUUAGAGAGCUUCCUUCAAGGGUACUUGAUCCACUCACACCAGAACAGGUGCUGCGCUGCAACACAGAAGAUGACUGCACAAGACUGGUGAAGACACUUCCUCCAACAGAAGCUUCACUGCUUGAUUGGGCCAUCAAUCUGAUGGCAGAUGUUGCGCAGAAUGAACAGCACAACAAGAUGAAUGCACGCAACAUUGCUAUGGUUUUUGCACCGAACAUGACUGAGAUGGCAGAUCCUUUAACUGCAUUGAUACAUGCAGUGCAAGUUAUGAAUUUCCUGAAGACACUGAUUUUAAAAAUCCUGCGUGAGCGAGAGGAAUCAGCUGCAGAGGCUACACUGCAUUCACCAAGCUUGAAAUCUCCCAACCACAACAGUGACACUGUGUAUUCAUUCAUGGGUGAAUCCUUUGGGCAGAAUCUAAAUUCCUGUGCCCCCAAGGGACCUGUUGAUGAUAUCUCAUUCAGGACUACCAGUUUGGACAGCCCGAAAGCUGACAUUGAUGAGAAACUGUGGUGCUCUCCGGUAUUAAGUGACGGGGAAGAUGAACUCGAGUCCAAUUCACACAGCAGCAUGUCUACUAAGUAUGAACUCGAUUGUUCCGAAAAUGGAUGUAGAAGUGGAUAUGAAGCUGGAGACUGGUUAAGUUUGAGGAAAGGAGUGCGGAAGCUGUGCAGCCACCCGGUGUUUCAGUUGAGUAAGCCGGCGAAGAAGACUGAAAAUCUUGGGAUUGUAAAUACUAGGGAGAGAGAAUUUUGA